AAUCUAUCCAACUAUCUAACCUAGCUGGGAUAAGAAAAGACAUAGUUGGAGUAAGACUCUACAAGAAAAGCCACAGCUGGAAUAAGACAGCUGAUAUAGCAGCUUUUGGAGCUCGUUUUCGUUGAGAUAAUAAAGCUGAAAUAUGGGCGGCGUUCUCGGAUCUCCCAUGGGGUUGGUUAUUCGUGUCGACCGUGCUGACACCGUGCUCAGCCGCGACGAAGACGUGGUUAAACCGGGACAGCAUGAGAAGGAGGUGGUGAGUCCCGUAGUAGAGAACUCGACCCCGCCGAGGACCUCGGCCAAGCCGAAAGAAAAAGAUGGGCAGGCGAAGCGCGACAUCACGAAACGUGACAUCGCAGACCCGGAUGAGGAGUUGACCGAGGCCGAGGCCGUAUUCGCAGCUCUGUUGAAUUUCAAGCAAAUGGAGCCCAGGCACCUGCGAAAAAUCCUCGAGGAGCCGCGCGCCGCGUUAAAUUAUGGUUGGUCCUCUUUCUGGUAGAUAUAGUAAUCGUUAGUUGGUGAAAUAAUUUCAAAUUACGUAGAGCUGGGAUGAAGUCAGAUGGGUGGGUGAAACAGUUGAUUAAAAGUGAUUUCUAAGGGGUGGCUUUGGGUCCUAAGUAGCAGUAGCUGAAAGAUGUGCUACUUGAUAGUUUGAAGCUUCCUCUCAUUUUUCGGACCGCGUGGAGCUGAGCCUUCGAGCGGUGUUGCAAAGUAAGGGCCUCUCGCCCAAGGCUAUGCGGGCUGCCCUGCUGGUAGUACUCCGCUCAAAGCUGGAGCUGGCGAGUGCCGCUGCCAUCGGAGACGGCUCCGGCACGUGGUUGGACAAGCUUCUCAUUGACAUUGGAUAUCUUCGUGAGUAUUUCUACCUGGUCAACGAACAAGCGAAUGUGGCGUGGUAGAAUGCUUGCUCCCCAGCAAGCGCAAACUGUUUGGGUUUCUUCUCUAGAACCUAGUCGAAUCUUGUAGGCGCAUCGUUCGACAAGGAAGUGAGAACUUUUCUCAAGAUGUCUCUGCCAGGCUAUUCGUUGCUUGGAUUUUGAUAUUGAUAUAAGUAAGUCUCUUUUCAAUUAAUUCUACCACCAGUUUGUUAGCACUGAAGAUCUAUCAGUCUCAAAAUAUGGGCUAGCGCGUGUCAAUUGGAACUGACUCUCCUCAGCUAGCUACCCAUGCCAUCCGGCUCCCCCCCAUCACACUAAAACGCUACUGAGACGGACUUGGCAGGCUGCUCGACCUCGAAAUCGAAG
Molecule: messenger RNA, 1244 nt
Organism: Amoebophrya sp. A25
Lineage: Eukaryota; Dinophyceae; Syndiniales; Amoebophryaceae
Source: the annotation of a GenBank genome assembly